CGCGUGUUGUGCUCGGGGGUGUAGAGUUCUUGUUCCGAAGCAGCCACAGUUUCAUUAUAUACAUUUAGAAAAUAAACAAAUUGUUUAAAUUAAAGAUGUUGAAGGGCAGCACACUAAAAGCAUUGGAUGUUCGGAUUGUACAGCGUUACAUUGAAUCAAGCCUUGUUUGUUGCAGUUGCCAACAUCAGAUCAGGCCGCGUAACUAUAUAAAUGGCAUCCACCGUUCCUACAUAACGUUCAAUGAUUUUCGCAACAAAAAUCGGAUGUACACUAAAAAAGAGCUUGUCGGUUACUCCAUGGAAGAUAUGUACAGUGUCGUCUCCGAUGUUAGCAACUAUUACAAGUUUGUGCCCUAUGUUACGAAAUCGCAGGUGCACAGCGUCGACCCGGGUGGAGGAGGAUUUAAGGCGGAUCUGAUUGUUGGUUUCCCACCACUCAACGAGAUUUACACAUCGCAGGUUACAUUGCAGCCGACCAGACGUGUUAAAUCGGAAUGCCACGAUGGCCGAUUAUUUAACUACCUGCUUAACGAAUGGCAUUUCAGUCCUGGCCUUAAGGACAUACCGAACUCAUGCGUUGUCGACUUUCGGGUUGCCUUCCAAUUUAAAUCUUUGUUGCACAGCAAUAUUGCCAAUAUUUUCUUUGAUAUGAUAUGCGAACAAAUGGAGAACGCAUUCAUCUUGGAAGUUAACCGUCGCAGUGGUCCACCAUCUAUACGCUCGCAUGUCCUCAAAUCGAGGCGAUCGUGACAAAAUCCAAUCCAAUCCAAUCCAAUACAACCUAACCCAACCCAGACACAAUCACUAUCACUAUCACAAUUUCCUUUCAUGUUUUUCAAAUAAAAUAGAGUAAUGUCUGUUUAGUAAAAUA
This is a messenger RNA of Drosophila hydei, 870 nucleotides long. RefSeq names its product coenzyme Q-binding protein COQ10, mitochondrial. The record is from RefSeq and is a predicted model, not a curated record. The transcript has 3 exons. Gene Ontology annotation, cellular component: mitochondrion. Gene Ontology annotation, molecular function: ubiquinone binding. Lineage: Eukaryota; Metazoa; Arthropoda; Insecta; Diptera; Drosophilidae. Gene Ontology annotation, biological process: cellular respiration; ubiquinone biosynthetic process. Bases 96 to 749 code for a protein of 217 amino acids.